Molecule: messenger RNA, 264 nt
Organism: Plasmopara halstedii
Lineage: Eukaryota; Oomycota; Peronosporomycetes; Peronosporales; Peronosporaceae
Exons: 2
Coding region: 1-264 (87 amino acids)
Source: RefSeq, a predicted model, not a curated record
AUGUCGCAAGUUGUUGGUGUACCCAUUGUUUCCAAAGUCAGUCGUGACAUUAUCACUAAACAAUUGCAAUAUGUGAUGCUGCCAGCUGCAUUUCGCGAAAAGUGUGGUUACAAAGCUCAAAUGACUUUUGAUGCUGUAUCGUCGUCGUUCAAGUGCGCGAUCUGUGGAGCUUACGAAGUCGUUGCAAAGAAUGGACGAGGAUUCAUUGUGAGACGUCCUGGCAUAGGCAAGUCUGUGUCUACGCUGAGUCUUGUGGCUUUUUAA